UUUUUUUUUUUUCUUUACUUUCUUUAGAUCACAUCAUUAUAUACCCCGCUUAAUAAUUUCUUCUAUUUGGUUGUUCUAUUAUAUGGAUUACACAACUAUUGAUUAUUAUUUUGAUGAUAUUGAAAGCUUUUAUACUGGUAACAGUAGACGGAACAAGAAGAAAAAGAAGAAGAAAAAAAGUCUAAUAUGAUUAUUUAUUAUUACUAGAAUUAGGGGAUGUAUUACAACAACCUUAUACAACUGAUCAAGAUGUUCAACAUAUUACUACUCAAUACAUUCAAUUCUUAGUUCGUUUUCAAAAGGAAUUCAUCACAAAUCACGCGCAAAUGGCUCAAGUUGCCUAUAAAUUGAUAGACUCAACAUUUUAUUUAGAACAUAGUACAACCAUUCUCAGUCAUAUCAUACAUGCUCACGCCUUACUUUGUCAUGAUACCUCGAUACUUAUUAUCACUUAUUGCCUUUUAUUAUAUGCUGGAAAAGAAGACCCAAGAUGGAUGCAAUAUGUUGUAUCGGAUGCUACUCAAAGUAAAAGAAAUCGACUUUUUUGCAAAAUAAUGGAUGAAUUAGAAUCUUUUGUAUUGGAUCGAAAAAUGAUGGGUAUCGCUUUAUCUUUGGCAUUUGAAAUGGGAAAAGUUGCAAAAUUCCGUCGUCUUGAUUUAGAUGUUAUUUCUAUCAACAAAUUGGAUUUUUUAUUGGACUUGGUGGAAUCAACUCGACAGGAUAAUGAAGAAUCAUUCAAUUAUGAAAUCAUUAGACUUCUUUUGGUAUUCAAUGAACAAUUCAUGAUGUCUCAAAAUAGACCUAAUCUAAUGGUAGAUGCUUUAAUCAAUCGAUUGGGAUCUACAACAACUUUUGGUGAAAAUCUGAUUUUUAUGUUAAAUCGAUCUGAUGAUGCUUGUGUUCAACUUCUCAUUCUCAAGUUACUCUAUUGUGUUUUUAUGGAACCUAAACUAUAUGAAUACUUUUAUACAAAUGAUUUAUAUGUCCUUGUUGAUAUUACUUUGCGUGAAGUAUGUGAUCUUGGUGAUGACAGAGAAUCAGAAGCUCUUCGGGAUGCAUAUCUACGUAUAUUGAAACCUUUACUUAUUAAUACUCAACUUCGUUACAAGCCUUACAAAAAAACUGAUAUUCAUCAAGUAUUGUGCUCAUUGAUUACACCCUAUAUGCAUCGAAAUGUAGAACCAAGCUCCAAACGACUGGCUCAACGUAUAUUAGAAGAUUGGUGGGAAAAGAUUUGUGAACAAAAAGUGGCUCCUGUUCUCGGAGUAGAUGUCAAAAAUGCAAUUGUACAUAGUGGAACUGGAUUUCACCAUUCAGCUAUCAUCAAACCUUCUACUUCUCCUAUUCCUCCGUCCUCAUCUCCUUCUUCGUCCUCUACCUCUUCUUUACCUUUAUUCAAACAUGAUGGUUCCCUUUCUCCUACUGAAAACCCAUCUUCUUCUUCAUCUUUAUCAAGCCCCUCCUCUGUCAAAAAUUAGAUCAUCUCUCCAUUCUUUUUUUUUUUUUUAUCUUAGUACUUUAUUUAUUGAUACCAUUUACAUCUUUUGAUGUCUGAAAUAAACUUUUGGAAUUUUUUUUUCUGGUAAAUUCACAUUAUUCCAUUUUCAUUAAUAACAUUCGAUUUCUCUUCCUUUUUUCUGGGGGUGUGGUGAUGACUG
Halteromyces radiatus is the source of this 1658-nucleotide messenger RNA. RefSeq lists its product as uncharacterized. Gene Ontology annotation, biological process: actin cortical patch localization; actin cortical patch assembly; endocytosis. The transcript has 5 exons. Bases 327 to 1478 code for a protein of 383 amino acids. Gene Ontology annotation, molecular function: Arp2/3 complex binding. The record is from RefSeq and is a predicted model, not a curated record. Gene Ontology annotation, cellular component: actin cortical patch. NCBI's taxonomy places the organism in Eukaryota, Fungi, Mucoromycota, Mucoromycetes, Mucorales, Cunninghamellaceae.